AUGGCAGCAGGUUUCCCCCAUUUGGGGCUUGUUGGUGGGGCGGAUGAUGCAGAUCAACAGGCACCGCGUGGAAAUAUUUUGAAGCUUUGGGGAAACCAGCAGACGAUGAAUUUAAAUACUAUGAUUUAUACAAAUAUUGUUCAGUCCCCAUACUUCAAAGCCAAUCUAGUUGAAUUGAAAACAUAUCACGAAGUUAUUGACGAGAUAUAUUAUAAGGUGGAGCACUUAGAGCCAUGGGAACGUGGGAGUAGGCGGAUCGGUGGUCAGACUGGCAUGUGUGGUGGCGUCCGAGGAGUGGGAGCAGGUGGUAUCGUGUCAACUGCUUAUUGCCUUCUUUAUAAACUUUUUACGUUGAAGCUGACUAGAAAACAGCUCAAGGGUCUUUUAGAUCAUCCUGACUCUCCGUAUAUACGAGCUUUGGGCUUUAUGUAUAUAAGAUACUGCAUACCUCCUGAAGACUUCUGGUGGUGGUAUUCACCCUAUUGGGGUGAUCCUGAGGAGUUGGAUGUGAAAGCAGGAGGCGGUUGUGUUAUGACGAUAGGCCACAUGAUAGAGCAAUGGCUGACUAAACUUGAUUGGUUCUCCACCCUAUUCCCACGCAUUCCUGUCCCGGUUCAAAAGAAACUGGAAGAAAAAAUACGCCUUCGGAAAUGUCAAGCACUUUUGGAUGCUAGCUCCGCUCAAGAGGAUGAAAAUAAGAGGCAUUCAGAUCGAAAUUACGAUGUUUCUCACCAUAAAUCUGGUGGGCAUUCUCAUCGGCAUGAAAAACAUAGGUCCAGUCGUGAAAAACACCGACAUCACUCACGUAGAUCGAGGUCUAGGUCACGUGAUCGUCGCCGAUCUAGAUCUUUAAAUGAACGGGAGAGUUCGUUUGAACGAGACUUAAAGCGUGCGAAAGAGCGACAAGAACGUGAUCGACGCAGAAGUCGCAGUUAGAUAAUUUCUUUCUAUAAAAUAUUUAUGUAAUAUUCCCCACUGAGUUGUUUCUAUAUACAUUAUUUGUAUUUUCAUGACUAAUUCACUUCUGUGCCAUCAUAAUUUUCCUGUGUGACUAAAAAUAAAACUGUA
Molecule: messenger RNA, 1068 nt
Organism: Trichobilharzia szidati
Lineage: Eukaryota; Metazoa; Platyhelminthes; Trematoda; Strigeidida; Schistosomatidae
Source: the annotation of a GenBank genome assembly